Messenger RNA from Lacerta agilis (Sand lizard), 1776 nucleotides. Its product is annotated as INSYN2B protein-like. Gene Ontology annotation, biological process: inhibitory postsynaptic potential. The transcript has 4 exons. Lineage: Eukaryota; Metazoa; Chordata; Lepidosauria; Squamata; Lacertidae. Gene Ontology annotation, cellular component: postsynaptic density. The coding region runs from base 188 to 1720 and encodes 510 amino acids. The record is from RefSeq and is a predicted model, not a curated record.
GGGCUAUGGGCUGGCGCUGUGCCUGCCGUGCCCACAAGUGAACGACCCUCAGGAAGCGGAAGCAGCAGCAGCAGCCGUGAGCAGGAUGUGCUCCCUUCUCCCCUCUCCCUUCUCCCGGCCAAGAGAGAGGCCCUCCAUGUCCAGGGACAGACCCUAGGGAGGGGGGAGGGGAGGAGGAGAGCAGGCCAUGGGGUACCUGCCGGCUGGGGGGCAAAGGCCGGCCUCCACCAGCCAUGAGGCACCGGUUGCCCCCUUGGGAGUCGCUGAGGCUGAGCCCCAGGCAGCAGCACCCACGGGAGAGAUGCUUUGCACCCCGGCGGAGGGGGCAGCCGAAUCGACGCUCUCUGUGGAACGGCUUGAGGUCAUGGGGCAGGAGGCUGUGACGCCCCCCUGGCGGGGCAAAGGGACUGCCAUGGCCAGCCAGGGGGCAGCCCCGGAGGCCGGCCAAGAGAAGGCUGCCACCGGGGUCCGCUCUGUGCUGCUCAAGCGCGACUCGCCGGGUGCUGAGGACCACCUGCAGCCGCGCCGCCGCCGCCACCGUGCCCAGCAGGUGCGCUUCAAGGACCUGGAGGAGGGCGGAGAGGAGCCCCCAGGCAGCGGCACCCCACGUGCCUCUGCCGCAAACUGUGCCAGGCGGAGCUGGCCCCAUCUGGGCCCCGCUGCUGCUUGCCCUGCCGGAUCCCCACAGGGCGACGGGCACCAGCACCUCCAGCCGGACGUCACCCAGCCUCCGCAGCAAGAGCUCCUGGUCAUGCCCCCCGUACCCGGGGCGGGGGCGCCCGUGCCUCUCGGCCAGCUGCUCUUCCCAGUGCAAGCACUGUGCCCCUCCACCAUGCAGCCCCUUGGCACCCCAAGCAGCUGUGGCAGUUCUGGCGCCCCCUGGCUGUGCCCACCCCCUCUCUGUCUGAUUUCCUCUGAGCAGGCCUCGAGAGCCCCUCCCUGUGCCCCCCAGAGGGGCAUCCCUUCCCCCAGCCCCCUUGCUCAGGGCCCCCCCACCAAAGACCCCACCCCUGCCUUCCUGCUUCCCACAGCAGGGCCCCCUAAGUCAGGAAAACCAGCAGCUCCUGCGGCCUCCCCAGAGAGCCUCAGCACCACUCAGGCCCACCCCACAGCCCCCACGCCUUCCCGGAAACCUCCGGACCCCCUUCUGCCCUCUUCCGGUCGCAGUUGCCCCCCUGAGACCUGCCUCUCUGCUAGACCCGGGGAGACGUUUCCCUGUGUCCAGGACCACCUUCUGCAGCUGGUGUCUGUGGCUCAAGGGCUGCCGUGUCCCGCUGCUGCAGAGAGGGAGCCCCCGCCAGCAUCUCAGGACCUCCCCGGGCAGGUGGGUGACAUCCACUCCCAGCUGCAGUCCCUCGAGGGGGUGCUGGAGACCAGCCAACGAACCAUCAAGGUGCUACUCGAUGUCAUUCAGGAUCUGGAGAAGAAGGAGGCCCAGCGCGAUGGGCGGCAGUCCUACCGGACAGGGCAGGACACCACCAACUGCGGGACGUGCCUCGACUGCGCCUGCAUCAUCUACAGUGUGGAACAUGAUUUCCGGAAGCAGGAGGGGCGUUUGAAGCAGGUGCUGAGCACCAUUGAGCCUGAGCUGAGCCACAGCCCCCUGGGGGCCAUGCGAGCUGCCACACCGAGCCACCAGGAGCCGUCGACAACACUGAAUCUGCCCGUGGUGAAAGCGGAGCCCAAGAAGUCCUGGAGAAAGUGUUUCUGGUUCCUGUGAUGGUGCCGUGCCCAGAAGGGCCGGUGGUCUCCCUCCCCAAGGAGAGGAAAAGGAGC